This is a messenger RNA of Diorhabda sublineata, 1373 nucleotides long. RefSeq lists its product as uncharacterized. The transcript has 6 exons. Gene Ontology annotation, molecular function: DNA binding; RNA polymerase II general transcription initiation factor activity. The coding region runs from base 333 to 1091 and encodes 252 amino acids. Gene Ontology annotation, biological process: DNA-templated transcription initiation. Lineage: Eukaryota; Metazoa; Arthropoda; Insecta; Coleoptera; Chrysomelidae. The record is from RefSeq and is a predicted model, not a curated record.
AUAUUAUUUACGCACAACUUUGCUCUGAACGGUUAUUAGUUCAUUAACCAGUACCAGCGCAGUUUAUUAAAAUGUAGAUUAGAUUAGAUUAAUCAGUGGUUAAAAUUCAUUUAUGAAUUUAAUUAACAUUAGCUUAUUAACUGAAAUUAAAAUCAUCAGUUUGUGAAGACAAGUAGAAUUAACAAGAACUAUAAUAAAUUACCAAUAAAUUUGAUACAGAAACAUAAAUAUGCCUCACAUUUAUUUGACAACUGACUGAAUUUAAAAAUACCAAUUGAGCUUAUAAUGGUAUUAACAAAUAUUCUUUCGUGUUAAUUGAGAUUCUUGGUAAAAUGGAAAUAAAACAACAAUCAGAUGUACACCUUAAAGCUAUGCUCAAUAACCCGAUUCCUUCAAAGUUUACUCCAGCUGUUCCUGUUCCUGACUGGAACAUUGCAUCACAAAAUCCCUCAACAUCUGCUAAUGCUGUAAACACUACGCAGGUACCUGUGAUAAAACCAAAUCCUUCUCUAAUUAAUGUAGCUAUUCAAGCCUCUGCUGUUGGCGAGCCCCAUACUAAUAUCACUCUACAAAAUUGUGUGUCUACAGUUGACUUGAAUACAACACUUGAUUUAGAAACAAUAAAUGCUAGAACAAGAAAUUCUGAGUACAAUCCCGCAAGGUUUCAUGGAGUGAUUAUGAGAUUAAGAGAACCAAGAACUACAGCACUUAUUUUUAGAUCAGGAAAAAUUGUUUGUACAGGUGCUAGGCAUGAAUAUGAUGGAUUACUUGCUUCAAAAAAAUUUGCGAGGAUUAUACAAAAAUUGGGAUUCAGUAUAAAAUUUUCCAACUUCAAAGUACAAAACUUAGUAGCAACAUGUGAUUUACGGUUUCCGAUUAAAUUAGAAAAUUUAAAUAUGAUGCAUGGACAAUUCAGUAGUUAUGAACCAGAAUUAUUUCCUGGACUAGUGUACAGAAUGGUAAAACCACGAUUAGUACUCCUAAUUUACGUUAAUGGCAAAAUUGUGUUUACUGGUGCCAAAAACAGGGAAGAUAUUAAAGAAGCAUUACACAAUAUUUAUCCAAUAUUAAGAAGUUUCAGAAAAAAUUGAAUAAUGAAAUGAGUAGAACGUAUUUUUUAAAAGUCUGAUUUAACUUUAAGUAUCUUUUUUACCAUAAAGACACGCUUUUUUAUAAAAUGUAUUUAAUCCAUUAAAAUCGAUCAUUAUCUAACUUUUAAGUGAAUAUUUAUAAUGUUAUAUAUUAAAUAUUUCACCAAAUGUACAUAUUAUUACUUUUUAUUAAAUUCUGCUCCGUUUAUUAUUUUGAAUAUAUUUUGUUGGAAAUAUAAAGUGAUUCUGAUUCCGAGUAAAGUGAUAACCAAAACUCAAAAA